GAUGCCAGCCACAGCUGCUGGCGAAACGUCAGGAACUACAAUGCCAAGACCACGGCAAGACAGCCCGGAAAACCCCCAGCAACCAUCUCCAUUUUUUAUUGCUAACUUUUGAACCCGCCCCUGUAGCUGCCUCUUCUCUGCAACUAUCAGCUUGUUGUCUUGUUUAGCUUCACCCCCAGGAAAACCUUGACAUCCUGCCUUCUGCAUACCAGAUCUCUGUUAAAGGGACAGGAGAAGCAGGUCAGAGGGAGAAGUGAUUUCUAUCAGGAAAAUGGUGCGAGAAGAGGGUAGCCCGCCCACCUCCCAAAUCUUUUUAAAGGCACAAAGACACACACGCAUCCGAGUUCUGCAGUCUGCCAGAGUAUGUUUCACCUCCUCGCCUACUGCUGGUCUAGGCUGCAGGCGAUUCAAGAACCGCUGAGAAAAGUGACUCUUCUUGUAGUUGGCCUAGACGGAGCAGGAAAAAGUUCCCUAGUCAGAGAAAUCCAGAGAGUGCUGUCCUGUCAGGUUCUCCCCACAACAAAGCCCAACCAGACGGAGCUCAGAGUGGACAGGUUUGAGGUAUCCCUCAUCGACCUUGCUGGGGAGCAGCGAACCUGGAAGAACCACUACAGUGCAGCUCAUGGGAUAAUCUUUGUGCUCGACUCGGGCGACGUGGCACAGAUGGAUGAGGUCAAGAAGAUCCUCGCCCGUGUCCUGGGACACCCCAAGGUUUCGGGAAAGCCUCUGUUAUUGCUGGCGAACAAACAGGACCAGUUGGAUGCGCUCUUGCCCUGCGAGAUCAUCGAGUGCCUGUCUCUGGAGAAGCUUGUGAAUGAAAGCAAGUCACCAUGUCGCAUUGAACCUUGUUCAACCACCAAAAGACUUCCCAAAACCCAGUGCUGGACCAUCGUCCAAGGACUCCACUGGCUGUUGCGCACCAUUGCCCUCAAUUACGGAGUCUUGUGUGACCGCAUCCGGGACGAUGGCCUUGAACCACAAGCCUUACCGGAGUGGGACGUAUCCUGGAAAGCACGGAGACCCCAGAGCAAGACCCGGGAAGACAGGGAGCCACCGACCAAAAGGGAGAACUUCCAAGAAGGAAAUGCCAAGACAGAGGAAAGCAAACCACCGAAGCACUCCGAGAAUAUUCUCUCACGGAAAGAGGAAAAAACGACAGCACCCAAGAAGAGGAAGAGGAAAGUAAAGCUCAAGAUGAAGAAGAAAGGUUUGGUGCAGUCGCAGAGCACUUUGGCCGAAGAUGACAACGGCAAAACGGCAGCGAGCGGGGGCAAAGGUGGAGCCAUUGGGGGCCUCAUCCAGAGCAACAGGGUUGCCCAAGAGAAUCCCAGAGGUCGGAAGACAUCUCCCACCCCAGCAGGACAGAACACAAAAAAGAGAAAGAAAAUGCUGAAAAAUAAAAUAAAAACUAAGGAGCAAACAGAGACGCGACCGAAUGAGAACAUCUCGAGCACUUUUGAUUUGUAUCGGAGAGCCAUGCUGGCUCUGAAAAUGCAGCAAGAGGGGCAGAAGACCCACUCGGCCAGCAUCUCCUGAUCCAUUCUACAACCCAAGGGCAGAAGUUUCAACAUGGUACCAGCAGAGCUGAAGAUACAGCAAAGGAGACCAAGUUCCCGAUCCCGAGAUGUGCCCAAAACAUUGUGUGACAUUCAGAAAGGAGACCCUGGUAUACAGCAGUCAGUUUGGAAUGGAUGUCUCAAGCCAAAUACCUGAAGGAAGAUGACAGGGGUGGAUCUGGAUUCCACUUCCACUCCACUGGAAUCCAGAAAAGUUUUGCAGCCUCAUGGUGGUAGGAGGAGCCUCUUUUGGAUUCAUUUACCCAAAGGGAUGAAGAAAAGACUAAUAGCUUGCAUUCUUAGAAACCGUUUUCUCCUUUGUACCCCAUUGGCACUGACCCAACAGGCUAUUUUCAAGUCAUGCCCAAAUGGGAACGGGGGCUUCUCAGAAGUUGCUCCACUCCUAUGGAAUGUUGUACACCAAGAGAGACACCCACAUUUCAGGGUGUAAAAUUU
Molecule: messenger RNA, 2012 nt
Organism: Eublepharis macularius
Lineage: Eukaryota; Metazoa; Chordata; Lepidosauria; Squamata; Eublepharidae
Gene: ARL13A
Product: ADP ribosylation factor like GTPase 13A
Exons: 11
Coding region: 364-1536 (390 amino acids)
Biological process (GO): non-motile cilium assembly; receptor localization to non-motile cilium
Cellular component (GO): ciliary membrane; non-motile cilium
Molecular function (GO): GTP binding; GTPase activity
Source: RefSeq, a predicted model, not a curated record